Messenger RNA from Phyllostomus hastatus (greater spear-nosed bat), 354 nucleotides. It is a transcript of the gene SPINT3, whose product is annotated as serine peptidase inhibitor, Kunitz type 3. Gene Ontology annotation, molecular function: serine-type endopeptidase inhibitor activity. The transcript is spliced from 4 exons. The record is from RefSeq and is a predicted model, not a curated record. NCBI's taxonomy places the organism in Eukaryota, Metazoa, Chordata, Mammalia, Chiroptera, Phyllostomidae. Bases 1 to 336 code for a protein of 111 amino acids.
AUGAAGCCGGAAUUGAUCCACUCUUUCAUGUUGCUCCUCAUCCUUUCCAUGCCCCGCCACACACUUGCACGUUUCUUCUUCCCUGAUAAGCUCAGACAGAAUUUGUGCGAAAGCGGACAUCUUGGAGUCAGGCCAGACAUCUGCAACUACCCUCCUUUGUACGGCACCUGUAAGCUGACCCUGACCAGGUACUACUACAACACCUUCACGUUUAUGUGCGAGCUCUUCAUCUUCUCUGGCUGUUCAGGCAACAGAAACAACUUCAAAAAUAAAUAUGAUUGUGAAAAAUUUUGUAUUCCUAAAAAGGACAGACCUGAAGAAAAACCGAAAACUUGAUAUGCCAGAAGGAAAAAG